Messenger RNA from Vigna umbellata (rice bean), 1208 nucleotides. RefSeq names its product protein yippee-like At4g27745. Lineage: Eukaryota; Viridiplantae; Streptophyta; Magnoliopsida; Fabales; Fabaceae. The record is from RefSeq and is a predicted model, not a curated record.
UUAUUUUAUUUUGAAGAGGCUAAUUGGGAAUCUUCAUUAACCUUUGUGAUCAAGCCUACUCUUGUACGCUAACUAACGACAUAUUUUCUUCUUAUCUUAUUGUUGCAGACUUUUGGGUCAUCAUUGAGCUUGGUGUAGGUAAAGAAAUUUCAUCACUUUUGUUCCUCUGCGCCCUUUUCUUCAUCUCAUUCAUUUAUAAUCGAAACCUUUGCUCUGUUACUCCCUUGGAUCACCGGUGUUUGGUUCAUUUGGAGCACUGAGGUCUUUAAUCUGAUUUUUUUUUUGACCAAUUCAUGGCGGAACUGAUAGGACCCCGCUUGUAUUGCUGCUCUAAUUGUAGAAACCAGGUCUCACUCCACGAUGAUAUCAUUUCCAAGGCUUUUCAUGGAAGAAAUGGCCGAGCCUUUCUGUUUUCCCAUGCAAUGAAUGUUGUGACGGGGCCAAAAGAAGACAGGCAUCUAUUGACUGGCCUCCACACUGUUGCUGAUGUUUAUUGUGGUGAUUGCCGUGAAGUGUUGGGUUGGAAGUAUGAAAGAGCUUAUGAAGCGUCCCAGAGGUACAAGGAAGGAAAGUUUAUACUUGAAAAGUCAAAAAUUGUUAAGGACAACUGGUAGCAUUACACCGUAACCCCAAUCCAUUCAUUCUGCUCUUCAUGUUGCCUCUUUCAUGCUUUGUGGUGUAAUCUUGUAUAGGAGAACCUUCAACCAUUUGAAAAUUGUCAUUGUUUCCCCACCUUUAAUUUCCUCAGGUUAUGGCCAGAAGUGAAAUUGGUAUAUAAACUGUUUAUUCCUUGUUAAUAGUAUUGUGUAUUCAUUUCUGCUCUAUGGAUAUCAUGGCAUGGUUACAGAUUUCUUUUUGGGGAGUCGAACUUUGCUGACAGGCAAAGUUUAUUACUCAGGUUAUGGCUUGAAUCUCUUGGAUAUAAAGUAAUAGAUCUUCUUAUGAUUAAAUUUGAUAUUUGGUAAUAGCACAAAUUGGCCAGCUUCAAAGUUUGGCUUUUUGUAUGGUCCCUUUCCACGAUUGAUGUUGUCAUUUUUAAGUUCUGCUUCAAUUUUUCAAUUAUUGUAAGCUGUUCGUACAUAACAGAAUAUAUGUUAUUCUGCUUCAAUAUUUCUCAUUCAUGCAUUCAGUUCUCUUGACCAUUUACAAUGUUCCGAAUUUUUUGUUUUUUUGAAAGGGUAAGGAUAAAGCUUUUAUUAAGAAUAUUA